Molecule: messenger RNA, 510 nt
Organism: Hypoxylon trugodes
Lineage: Eukaryota; Fungi; Ascomycota; Sordariomycetes; Xylariales; Hypoxylaceae
Exons: 1
Coding region: 157-414 (85 amino acids)
Source: RefSeq, a predicted model, not a curated record
GGUGACGUUUUUUUGUCCUAUUCGAGGGAGGAGGGAAAUUAGAAAUAUUGGGCACAUACGCACACAAUGAGUCGGGAGGAUUAACUGAUUGGUUGAUUGAUAGUGAUUCCCUCUUUUGUUGAAAGGAUUUUGUCGUUGCAUGGUUAAUCGUCAAGGAUGGGGAUGGCGAUGUUUGUUGUAAGAAGCAACGCAACGACGGUAAUGCGUAUGGACGUUAGUCAUGUCAUGUCAUAUCAUUACUUACCUAUUAUUACCUAUUACUACCUAAACCGCCUAAGCAUGAAUGAAUGGAGGAAUGGAUUAUUGAUUGAGUACGGCUGCUGGCUAGCAUCGUCGUUCGUACUGACGUACCCGCGUAUGUAUGUAUUAUCUGAUACGCUGAAUAGCAUAAGUUUCAACUGCCUUGAGUGUUAGUAGUUGUUUAAGUGGUAGAUGAGUGAAUGAACAUACCUAGUAAUAAAGAUAGGACAGGUGAUUCGGGCUUGUCGAUUCGAUUGCGUUGAUCUUGAA